Messenger RNA from Cyanidioschyzon merolae strain 10D, 897 nucleotides. RefSeq lists its product as hypothetical. The record is from RefSeq and is a predicted model, not a curated record. The coding region runs from base 1 to 897 and encodes 298 amino acids. NCBI's taxonomy places the organism in Eukaryota, Rhodophyta, Bangiophyceae, Cyanidiales, Cyanidiaceae. The transcript has a single exon.
AUGACUCUGCUUGGAUUCACGUAUAAUUUGUUGAGUGAUGUUGCACUCUAUAAAGGGCGCGCUUUGGCAUCCACGUCCAGAGGGUGCAAAGCACGCAGUUCACGUAGCCGCCGCUGGGCGCAGCUGCGUCGACGUUCGUCGCGGAGCACUGGAGCGCUUUUCCUACGUGCCGUUGAGGACGAGUCUGCGGAAUCCGAGCUGCCGCCUGUCAAAGAGCCAUAUCCUGGAUACUUUCGGGACCUGGAGCGCAUGGGCGUGUCACGUGAGCAGGCAGUUGCACAGCUGCGUGAGAAGCUUGAGAGCAAACGGCCACCCAAGGACAAGAAAAUUGGCGGCAAGGCGUCGCUGUAUCGGCCAGACGGAACGCCCUACGCACCCUGGAUGAUUGGAUUAGUGGAGGAGGAACCCUCAAAGGAGAAGGGUCUCGCUUCACGCACAGAUGCACGAGGGCGACUCGCUGGUGACCCUCAAGCACAGGAAAUUGCGGGUAUCGGCUUGCGCGCCAGGAUUGUGGACGACCGGGACGUCGAGCUACUGUGGCGCACCGAGGGUGAGACCAAUAACGCGGGAUUUCAGGUUUCACGGCGGCGUGGCAAGUCCACGGACUGGGAAGUGAUCGCAGACUACAAAAGCGCCCCCGACACGCUGCGAAGCAAGGGCGCACAAGGUGGAGCCUAUCGCUUCAUCGAUACACCGCCAGAGGCUACGGGAACCUGGGUUUAUCGCGUAAGCGACAUUGAUAAUAGUGGCGAGGUGAGUGACCUAUCGCAGAUUCUAGUAGAAUUCGAAUCAGAAGCGGAGCGCAAACGACAGCUGUUGGUGUUAGCGGCACUCAUCGGGACGCUUUUGCUCAUAGGCACAGUGACCUCGAUGCUGGAUCCGCUUAGCGGCCCGUGA